ACCAACACGUCUGCCGGCACAAUUCUUAACGGAUUUGGAAAGUGUUUGACAGCCAUUUCCUGUCAAUCGGCAGUACCUUUAUUAUAUGAAUUAUAAUCUGAAUACAAAACAGUUUCAACACAAUGGAUGAUCCAACAGCAAUGACGGAUCGAUCAGCAUUACAAGACCCAUCCAAAAUGGCCGACAAAUUAACAACAGAAGAUCCGAGUGUCUACAAUAUCUAUCGCCAAAUAAAAGCUGAGUGGGACCAUUUUACGAAUCCGUGUGAUGACCCAAACAUCCCAGCAACAUCGACACACCCUUUUAAUGGAGAUCCAAACAUAUCAGUGGCAUUGAAACAUCCUUUUAAUGGAAAUCCAAACACCUCAGAGACAUUAACAUGCCCUUAUGAUGGUGAUCCAAUUGACACAGCAUCAUCGACACAGCCUCGCGACAGAGAUCCGAAUGUCCCGGCGACAUCUAAUACAUCAGGGAAUAGCUUCCUUGGACAGAAUUAUAACUCACAGAUUCCUCUAAGUUAUAAUAACACCUCAGAAAAUCUGACUUUUCAGAGAUGUGUGAUUAAGAUGGAGGAUGAGGGUUCAGAGAGUGACGGCCCAGAAAAUGCUCAACAGUGUAAUGGACUAGAGGAUGAUGAAGAGGCUUGUGAUGAACAAACUGAUGAAAUGGACAGCCCUUCUGAACAGGAUGACACCCAAUCCACGGACAAACCUCACAAGUGUUCACGCUGCGAGAAGCAUUACCGGACUAAAGGAUUGUUGCAGACACACUUCAGAGUUCACACUGGAGAGAAACCAUACUCGUGCAAUAUUUGUUUGAGUAGGUUCACCGCUGCUGGUAGUCUAAAGACACAUCACCUCAAAGUACACAAACAGAAGCUAUUUACUUGUGAGAUAUGUGGUAAGGGUUUCAACCUACCCGGCUCGUACCACGAACACCUCUGUGCUCACAAGGGAGAGAAACCCUACACAUGUGAAGUUUGUGGGAAAAAAUUCGCGCGAGCAAUACAUAUGAAAACACAUAGUAGAACUCACACUGGUGAACGCCCCCACAAGUGUGACGUCUGUGACAGGAGUUUCAGUCAUUCCGCAUCAUUACAAAGACACAUCCGAAUACAUACUGGUGAACGACCGUUCAAAUGUACGUUCUGUGAAAUGGAAUUUCGUGACCAAGGGUCAUUACAGAGUCACAUCAGAAUACAUACCGGUGAAAAACCAUACGCUUGUAAAAUUUGUGGAAAACGCUUUAGUCAAACUGGGCAUGUUCAGAACCACUUGCAAACACAUACAGGGGAGAAGCCCUUUAAGUGUGAUGUUUGUGGGAAGCCCUGCGCUAGCACGGGAGAUUUGCAAAAACACAUGCGGGUACAUACGGGAGAAAAACCUUUCAAGUGCGAUAUUUGUUGGAGGGGAUUCAGUGAGAUUAGCUCAGUGACAAAACAUAAACGGAUACAUACAGGAGAAAAGCCAUACAAAUGUCCUAUUUGUGGGAAAGCAUUCGCCGAAUCAACUUCUGUUACGAAACACAUUCGUGUUCACACUGGUGAAAAGCCUUUCAUAUGUGACAUAUGUGGAAAGCGUUUUAAAGAAGGCGGAGGUUUGAGGGUACAUCGAAUGACGCACACCGGUGAGAGGCCAUAUACAUGUGGAAUUUGUGGUAAAGGAUUCAUUCAGACUGGGAACCUACACACUCAUCUGUUGAAGCAUGCAAGUGUCAAACAGGAAGGCUCAACCUGUGCUGACAACCCAUAGAUAGCUAUCAGUCUGUUCUACUGACAACCCAUAGCUAUAGGUAUUAGUCUGUUCUACUGACAACCCAUAGAUAGGUACUAGUCUGUUAGAUACUGACAACCCAUAGUUAUGUAUUAGUCUGUUCUACUGACAAUUGCAACCCAUAGCUAUAGCUAGGUAUUAGUCUGUUCUACCGACAACCCAUAGAUAGGUAUUAGUCUGUUUUACCGACAACCCAUAGAUAUGUAUUAGUCUGUUAGAUACUGACAACCCAUAGAUAGGUAUUAGUCUAUUGUACAGACAACCGAUAGUCAGGUGAUGUCAGUCACCAUGGAUGAUUGACUUAACCCUUUCACCCCUAAGUAACUUCAGUAGACUCUAUACCAUCCAUUUAUCUGGAUGAGUCCAUUGUGGUCCACAGUGGUUAAAGGGUUAAAUAAUAGUAUCAUUGACUUCAAAUUUAGUAACUUUUAAUGUCUAAGUGACCUCUGAUGGCAUGUAUGGUGGCCUAUGGCCGUUUGUAAUGUCAUGCAAACUUGUGAUUUGAUGUCGGUUGUAAUAUAUAUGUACUAGUGACUUUUAAUGUCAGGUUAUAUAUAAUUAAAAUCCUUAAUGCAUGUCAAAGCAAUCUAAUUAAGACAAGAGUUUGUAAUUAUCCCCUGUAAUUAAUACCAUGGUGACUUGUGUUACCAUGGUGACUUGUGUGGCCAUGGUGACUUGUGUUGCACUGGCAACUUGCAAUUGUAUGUAAUACUAUGAUGAUAGUGACUUGUGUUGCCAUGGCGAUUUGUAAUACCAUGGUGACUUGCAAUUGUAAUACCAUGGUGACUUGUGUUGCCAUGGGGACUUGUCAUCAUUAUAUUUACCUUUGAUUUGUGCUUCUCAUACAUAUGUAUAUGUAGCCAUUGUUGUGCCAGUUAAGCAUUAGUUUCAUUGUAGUGUUUAUAGGAAGUUUCAAAGAACAUUAUAACAGAAUGAUAAACAUUUAAACUUAAGGAUCUUUGUCUGACUACACUGGUUUUCUUAAUAAAGUUAUGAUUUCCCUUAAUUUUGUUUUUGAUCACUUUUAGGCCAGUACACUUCCAUUGACCAUGAAGCUCAAUGCAAUCAGUUAGAACAAUAGUGUCAGAAUAUGAAGUCCCAGGUUCAAAUCCAGUUCAACCUCAUUGGAUUUUGUUUGACGCUCAGGUCACUGUUGUUGAUUUUGUCUCAUGUUAUCUCAUCUGCUCUAUUUUCAUAAAUGUUCUGCAAGGUAUGGUUUUCUUUUCAAAAAUUAUUUAUCAAAGCUAUAGUUAUACCGGAAAAACAGUUUGCAAUGUGCAUUUUUUGGCAGCGGUAUGCAUGGGAUCCACAAUAUAUAUGAAACAAUCUUACAACCACAAAUUCAGCGCUGCAUUUUUUACAUUGAUGCAAAAGUAACAUUGUGUGAAUGGAAGCUUAAGAAAAGCUGUAUUUUUGUUUAAUUUUAAUGGAACUCUUUUUUAAUGGAGAUUUAUAUCACAUUAUUGUAGCAUACAUAUAUCCUUGAGGUUUUUUUUGUACUUAACUUAAUAAAGUUAAUUACCUUAUAUAUGUAUGUGAAAGUGAUGUCUAUAGCUACUGUACAUUGUACAAAGCAUAUACAUAAUAAUGUAGUAAGGUUAUAUUUUGACCGGAGCUCCAUACUCUGAUAUAUUUAUUUGUAGCCAUGUAGUAAUGCGUAAAUAAAAGAAAAUGCCAUUAAAUGAUCAAG
Mizuhopecten yessoensis (Yesso scallop) is the source of this 3462-nucleotide messenger RNA. RefSeq names its product zinc finger protein OZF-like. The transcript has 3 exons. NCBI's taxonomy places the organism in Eukaryota, Metazoa, Mollusca, Bivalvia, Pectinida, Pectinidae. The record is from RefSeq and is a predicted model, not a curated record. Bases 123 to 1751 code for a protein of 542 amino acids.